AUGGCUGAUAAAGUCCCUGUUACGGUUCGUACGCGCAAGUUCCUACGCAACAGUUUGCUAGCCCGUCGCCAAAUGGUGGUGGAGGUGAUUCAUCCAGGUCGCCCGAAUGUACCCAAGGCUGAACUUCAGGAGAAGAUCUCUAAGAUGUACAAGGUAAAGGACCCGAAUACGGUGUUUUUGUACGGGUUUCGCACACAAUUUGGUGGUGGCAAGAGCUCUGGCUUUGGUCUUGUGUACGAUACGGUAAACGACGCGAAACGUUAUGAGCCCAAGUACCGUCUGAUCCGUCAAGGUCUUGUUGAGAAGGUCGAGACGUCGCGGAAGCAGAUUAAGGAAGCCAAGAACCGUGCCAAGAAAAUUCGCGGUGUUGGUCGUCGUAUUGCUCGCCACAAGGCUGCCAAGGCCAACAAGUAG
Molecule: messenger RNA, 414 nt
Organism: Peronospora farinosa
Lineage: Eukaryota; Oomycota; Peronosporomycetes; Peronosporales; Peronosporaceae
Source: the annotation of a GenBank genome assembly